Molecule: messenger RNA, 971 nt
Organism: Hevea brasiliensis (rubber tree)
Lineage: Eukaryota; Viridiplantae; Streptophyta; Magnoliopsida; Malpighiales; Euphorbiaceae
Product: allene oxide cyclase, chloroplastic
Exons: 2
Coding region: 184-951 (255 amino acids)
Biological process (GO): jasmonic acid biosynthetic process
Molecular function (GO): allene-oxide cyclase activity
Source: RefSeq, a predicted model, not a curated record
UCUCUGUUAGCACUUUCCGGGAUAUAACCUAAAUGUUGGUUACCAAAUUCCCACAGAAGUCAUAUCUUGAUCUUGUACCUAUAAAUAUGUCUACCAAUCCUUAAUUUGUUUGAAUCGUAUCCAGCAGCUGGAUUCUUGCAUUAAUUCAAUCCUUAAUUUCUCAAGCUACCUAAUCCAUCAUCAAUGGCCUCUACAAGCUCUCUCAAUUUAAUUUCUUCUCCCAAAUUCCCUAACCUAAGAUCCAACUCUUCAUCUUUUCAGCCACAAAAACAAUGGGGUUUCGCUCAUUCACAAGACUUCUCAAUCCAAAAGUUGACACUCUCCACAUCGAAUCACGAUUUUUCAUCAAGAAGAAGCUCCUGGAGCAUUGCCACUAAAGCUUUCUUCUUCAACAAACCACGGUCAUCACCACAAUCUCGAGAGCCCGUGAAAGUUCAAGAACUAAACGUCUAUGAAAUAAACGAACGAGACAGGGACAGCCCAGCAGUUCUUAAACUGAGUAAAAGAGCAGAAUCAUCUCUGGGUGACCUCGUGCCCUUCACCAACAAGCUUUACACUGGAGACCUAAAGAAAAGGUUAGGUGUAACUGCUGGUCUCUGUGUGCUUAUCCAGCACGUACCAGAAAAGAAAGGUGACAGAUACGAGGCUAUAUACAGCUUCUACUUCGGAGACUAUGGGCACAUAUCAGUGCAAGGAGCGUAUCUGACGUAUGAGGAUACGUAUCUGGCAGUGACUGGUGGGUCUGGGAUUUUUGAAGGAGUGUACGGACAGGUUAAGCUGAAGCAAAUAGUAUUUCCUUUGAAGCUUUUUUAUACUUUCUAUUUGAAGGGGAUACCUGAUUUGCCUUCCGAGCUUUUGGAAAAGCCAGUAAUUCCUUCUCCAAGCGUUGAACCUGCUCCGGCCGCCAAGGCCACUCUACCUUCUGGGACUGUUCUUCACUUCACAAAUUGAUUGAUUCGAUCUCUUCUUCA